AGUUGCAAUACUAGCCAAAUCUAUAUUGUCAAUGCUCACUCAAUUUUCGCGCUGCCUAAGUUUUGAAAACAACACAGUAUUGGAAAAAUAAAACAUAAAUUACAUGUCGAAACUGUGUUUAGUUACUAAUUAUUAUAUAUCUUAAAAUAGUGUGCAAUUCAUCAUCUCAUUUUGCACGAAUUAAACAACUGUUUUCAAAAGACGAAAAACAUAUCACUAUGAAAUUCCGUGCUGUUAUGAAUAACUCUUCUCCAAUACGCGAAUUCUCAACUAUUGUUAGUACAAUAUCAAAACUGUCUAAGGAGUGUGUCCUAAGGAUAGCAGACGAUAUGUUGUAUUUCAUUGUCAGCGAUGAAAACACUGGACCAGCCCCUCCGGUACUAUGGUGUGAAAUACCACAAAGUGUAUUUUUCUCUGAAUAUCAAUUGGUUGGAAUGGAUGAAACUCACCAAGACAUUUAUUUAGGAUUGAAUUCGGGUAAUCUCGCAAGAUCUUUUGUCUCCUUGAAAAAUGUAAAAUCAUUAAAAAUGAAGUUAACAAAGAAACAGUGUCCGUGCCUAACAUUGGAAAUUGAAGUGCCGUCUACAACCUCUCAUCAGACGAGGCAGAUUGUGCAUGACAUUCCAGUAGCAGUUGUGCCAUGGAAAAACUGGCCAGACUUUUAUGAACCCAGAGUACCAGAUCCUGAUAUAUCAAUAGAAUUACCAAGUUUGAAACAGCUACGUACAACAAUAGAUCGUAUGAGAACGAUGGCAUCUGAGGUGAUGGUGCGAGCUUCUGCUGGUGGUCAAUUAAUCUUACAGAUCAGAGCAGACAUGGCUAAAGUGUCUACAAGGUUUAAAGAUUUGAAUGUUGCUCAUUUUGAUGGCCCAGUAGACAAUUCGGACCCUGAAACGGACAGCCAAGGAAAUGAAGAUAGCUCAGAAAUAGUACAGUGUCGUGUUGACGCAAAGAAACUAGCACUUUUCUUGAACGUUGAUCACAUAUCAACGAAUACAACAUUAUGUAGUAUUGUGCACAAGAGACUUGUGACAUUGUGCUUACAGACAGAUGAUAAUGUUAAAUUGCAAUGUUUCAUAAGUGGAAUUGUGUAUUGAGCAAGAAAGGUGUCAAGAAAUUCAUUAGUACACAGUGAUUUAUUAAGUUAGGACCACACUGGUGGUAGGUAUCUUGUGAGUCAGUCCACACAGGGAGGUACCACCACCCUGCCUAUUUCUGCUGUGAAGCAGUAAUGUGUUUCGGUUUGAAGGGCGGGGAAGCCAUUGUAACUGGAUCCAGUAACCACUUAACCAGGCGGGCUGUGAGCCUGUCUAACCAUCUAAUAAAUAGGUAAAUAAAAAAACACAAAUAUAAAAAAAAAACUAUGUUCAAUUCAUUAAGUUAGAAGUUAAGUUUUUGUAAAAUUACAAUGUAAUUCAGAAGCCAAGCUCUGGUAACUUGUUACAUUGUAGGGGCGUUGACCCCGCACAUCAGCUGUUUUCUUAUUGUUACAUAAAAAUUAUUACUAAGAGUGAAUUUAAUUUGUUUAAUUUUAAAUUGUCGUUGACAGGAUUCGAAAUUAUUUAAUAUGUUGUUUUUAACUAAUUGCCUAGUCUUGUGUAAGCAAUAAAAAGAUAUUUAUUCGCAAAA
Molecule: messenger RNA, 1629 nt
Organism: Bombyx mori (domestic silkworm)
Lineage: Eukaryota; Metazoa; Arthropoda; Insecta; Lepidoptera; Bombycidae
Gene: Hus1-like
Product: checkpoint protein HUS1
Exons: 6
Coding region: 219-1097 (292 amino acids)
Biological process (GO): meiotic DNA integrity checkpoint signaling; mitotic intra-S DNA damage checkpoint signaling; telomere maintenance
Cellular component (GO): nucleolus; checkpoint clamp complex; site of double-strand break
Source: RefSeq, a predicted model, not a curated record